AUGUUUUCGAAAGCAUUGCUUCAGUUGACGGUGGGAUUUUACGGCGCAGGCGUUGCUCCAAUAAGCUCACACCACGCAAAGCAACAUCAGCAUAACCUGAAACUUUUUUGCUACACAUUUCCUUCGUUUAACCUGCGCAAAAAACCCUUUCGUUGUUUAUUUUUGGUGCGUUUACUCUCUUCAGAAAUCUCAACCAUAAGAACGUUCCGAGAACAACACCUGCACCCUGAGGUACUGCUUUCCAACAAACCGCAUGCAACACACGAUUCUAGAAGUUCUGGUCUCGUACUUUAUAUCCCCAAGAAACACAUCAGCGGCUUUCAACCUGAAGCCGUGAACGGGGGAGAAAUAAAUUGCGCCUACGGUUUGGCGGAGCCACUCUAG
Trypanosoma grayi is the source of this 384-nucleotide messenger RNA. RefSeq lists its product as hypothetical. The transcript has a single exon. NCBI's taxonomy places the organism in Eukaryota, Euglenozoa, Kinetoplastea, Trypanosomatida, Trypanosomatidae. The coding region runs from base 1 to 384 and encodes 127 amino acids. The record is from RefSeq and is a predicted model, not a curated record.